AUGUCGGAUGAAUCUCGGGACGAGGCCAUCCGCGAAGCCAAGCGAUACGUCCGCGACGUUGUCCAAAACGACUGGUCCUUCGAAUUUUCGGCAAAACCCGGUGCCCCUCCUCCAAAGUACCCUGCGAACCCAGAGCCCACGGAAGUUCUGGAAUGGCGAAUUCGCGAAUAUGAUAGCUCCGGAUCAGAGCUUGAACCUCAGUUCUCGCCUGUCGCGAGUCCCGGGCCUCUAGAGGGGGGCGAUGCUUUUGAUGGCUUCUCAGGCGCUCUUAGCUCAGUGUCCUCAGAAGAAACCCGGCACACUGAGCGCCGGCGCAAGCGUCGCAGGCAGAUGGAAGAGGAGAUGAGUUGGAAUGAAGGACUGCGUACAUGGGUAGAGAGACGCGAUGCAUGGUCCGGGGCUCAGUCUCGAAAGCAGGUCAAGGCAUGGGAGAGAAAACAGCGAUCGGUGUCGGCGACUGGUACGGAGCUUGAGGGCAACACUGCGACUCCUGAUUCAGAUAUCCAGAACACUUCAGGAUUUCUUAACUCCAAUCCAGUUGCUGUUCCGGCUACCAGGGAGACAUCUAAUCUCGCGUCGAAGACAGAUGCUCUGAACAUUACCCGAAAGGAAGAUGAUGCGCGGCGUAUUCAUGACAACGACGUCCAACCAUCACUGGCUGGCCAGAUUACUGUCAACGACGCAACUCAAGCCGAAAUCACCACCAGCCCUAUUACUGAGAUAGCAGACUUAUCAAAGCCCCUCUCCGCCUCCGCGGCCAUCCCGGCAGCAUCCCCGUCCACCAGUUCCACCUCCUCAUCCCCCUCGUCAGACACCUUCCACGACCCUCUUAUCCCUGUCGUUCCCUCCCUUAUCUCAACCUCCAACCCAAUUCGCGCCGCCAUAACCCCCGCAAUGUACCCCUCCAUCUACUCGAAGGUUGUCAUCCAAGGCCUCACUCCUACCGUCCCAAUAAAUCUCGCGGACAUGACAAAUUCUAUGGUCCAAGGCUGGAAAGCAGACGGACAGUGGCCUCCAAAGCCUCAAAAUCUCGUACUAACUAACGACGCAAUUGUCCGGCCCACCAAUACCUCCGCUUCAAAACACCCCGAUACUCCCGCUAUUCCCCCAUCAACAGCCGACAAGGACAGGAAUCCGCCGAGCUCGCCGGAGUCAAAGCGCAAGUCCUCAAUCGCGAGCACGGUGCGCAAGGUCUUGCAUUUCUCAGGGUUCCACCCGCAUCCAUUCCACAGGCGUGGCUCGUCAAGCCAACAUCUUUCACACCCUGAGGAUCUCCCCGGGGCUGCCGAGGGCUCAGCAGUCGUGGAGGGGGAUGCUGAACAAGCGGAUAAAUAA
Messenger RNA from Aspergillus puulaauensis, 1335 nucleotides. RefSeq names its product DUF4050 domain-containing protein. Bases 1 to 1335 code for a protein of 444 amino acids. The record is from RefSeq and is a predicted model, not a curated record. The transcript has a single exon. NCBI's taxonomy places the organism in Eukaryota, Fungi, Ascomycota, Eurotiomycetes, Eurotiales, Aspergillaceae.